AUGCACAUGUCAGGAUCAACAUCAACUGCGAUCCAGUUCGUGCCAAUUUUCAUCCUGAACGCAAUAUUCAAGGGUCGAGUGAAGCUGAUUCUGUUGACGAACGAAUCCUAUUUGCCUUCCUUCAUCUUCGGCGCUCUACUGGGGCCGUUUACCACAAAUAUGAUAAAUCUGGGCCGAUGGAGCAAUGGAGGGGAUGGAGAAGAUAUCGGAGAAAUCGCCUACGCGUUGUCGCGCAUGGUGCUUGGUAUUCAAAUGAUCAAAGUCGGCUAUGAGCUGCCGAAGCGAUAUUUACGCCGACGAUUGGUUGAGCUAACAAUCUGCCUUCUGCCUUUAAUGGCGGUGCAGUGGCUGGCAACAUCUACAUGCAUCAAGUUGAUAAUACCUCACAUGUCUUUCUUGACAGCAUGUAUCAUCGGAUCUUGCGUCAUCUGUAUAGAUCCCGUCUUGUCGCAAGCGAUUGCAAAAGGACCAUUCGCCGAUAAAUAUGUUCGGCGCCACCUUCGAGAGUUCAUCUCAGCCGAAGCAGGCGGAAAUGACGGAUUUGGCUUCCCAUUCCUUUUGCUCUCAAUUGCAUUGCUACGGUAUGACGAUGGUCCGACGAGCGGUGCAGGGUCAAGGAGACGUGAUUGGAUUGGAGAGACCGAUACGGGUCGCUUUGGCGGAAACAUUGGUCGUGCAUUGGCACAUUGGGCUGUGGAAGGGGUUUUGUACAUGAUCAUGAUGGGAUCAGGAUAUGGCUUGUUUGUCGGAUUUGUCGGUCGCAAGGGCCUGAAUUUGGCUUCAAGGAAGCGGUGGAUCGACAAGGAGAACUUCUUCCUGUUUCCAGUUGCUCUCGGGUUAUUUCUAGUCGGUACUUGUGGCUGCUUUGGCACGGACGAGACCCUGGCUUGUUUUAUUGCUGGAUGCACCUUGAACUGGGAUGGCUGGUACCAUUCGGAAGUCGAAGCGCGACAUGAUUCAUUCAACUCAUCUAUGGAAACGGUAUUAAAUUUUGGGACCUUCAUCUUUCUCGGGGCCGUCAUGCCAUGGGACCAACUCCACCUGCCCCAUAUCACUGGGAUUACAAUUGCACGAUUGGUCGCACUGGGGAUCUUAAUAGUGCUGUUCCGGCGAAUUCCCGCCAUAAUGCUGGGUUAUCGCUUUAUGCCCAAGGUCUGCGAUAAUUGGAAGGAAGCUCUGUUCAUGGGUUAUUUUGCUCCAAUAGGUAUAGGGGCAGUCUCCUAUGUCGAAUAUGCUCGUCGAUUGCUCCCCGAUCCCGGGGAAAGUGAUCCUGAGAUCAAUCACUUGACGGCAGUUAUGAUUCCCGUCGUCUACUGGCUCGUCUUCUUCUCAAUCGUCAUCCACGGUCUCUCCAUCCCAGUGUUGAAUGCUAUCUACAAGUGGCUCCAGGUUCCUAUUAUUCGCGAUCACCCCGUGGAGAUCCAGCUCCUCUCGGAUAAUGAGCCCAUACCCAAUAAUAGCGUUGUGAACCGGCAAUCCCAUCAUGUCACUGUCAACAAUCGCUUUUCUUGCAUCGCUAGUCACACCGGUGGGUCGGGACUAAGCGAUCCUCCGCAAGCACAGUCAGACAUGAUCACCACGAUUUCACGAUCCAGUGGGCAAUACCAAUACGCCCAUUCGUUAGCCGGGAGCCCAACAAAGGGAUUGUCGCACCAGGAUGAGCAGGUCUCCGCUCGGGAAGUGGUUUGA
Penicillium canariense is the source of this 1689-nucleotide messenger RNA. RefSeq names its product putative plasma membrane antiporter. The coding region runs from base 1 to 1689 and encodes 562 amino acids. The record is from RefSeq and is a predicted model, not a curated record. Gene Ontology annotation, cellular component: plasma membrane. The transcript is spliced from 8 exons. Gene Ontology annotation, biological process: regulation of membrane potential; proton export across plasma membrane; sodium ion export across plasma membrane. Gene Ontology annotation, molecular function: sodium:proton antiporter activity. Lineage: Eukaryota; Fungi; Ascomycota; Eurotiomycetes; Eurotiales; Aspergillaceae.